AUCGGUACAAAAGGAAGAUAAAUUUUCUGCACACAAACAUUCUCGUUGUGCAAUUUGGGGAAGAAAUAGAUACAUAGGAAACCCUUCUCCUCUGCUGCUUGUCCUCUCUCUCCCCACCAUUAACGGACCCCACAAUUCCUCUUAACCCCUUCUUCUCCCCCUUCUUUUCCUCUCUCACUCACUGCCAUUAUGCCAGCUUCUUCCUCAGAGACGAGGAACAGGUGGAGGAAACGGAAGCGAGGAGAGCAGUCUCGAAAACCUAGACAUCAACCGCAGCUUCACCACGAUGAAGAUGAUGAGGAUUAUGAAGAAGAAGAGGAUGUUGACCUUGAUCAGAACAAUACACAUCCUGAAUUUGAUGAUGACCCUAGCAAUUCGUCUGAUCCGGUUCCGGCUCCGGUUCCUGUUCCUGUUGCAAGAGCCGGAAGUGGAGCAGAGACGGAGGUUUUGUCGGAUGGGGCGGUGAGAGUGUCGGCAUUUCCUUCGGUUGUAAAGCAGACGGUGAACCGGCAUCAUUACUUGGUGAUGCAGGUUGCUGCAAGGGAGAGGGCUUGUCAAGGUGGAGAUAGUACUGGUGGUGGGAUGAAUUAUUUGUUUUUGGAGAAUGUUUCGCACGGGCAGCUUCAGGCGGUGUCUGCUAUGCCCAGGGAUGCUCCGGUUUUGGCUGGCGGAGAUUCGGAAGGGUCUUAUGUUAUUACGCCGCCGACGAUUAUGGAGGGACGGGGUGUUGUUAAGAGAUAUGGGUCGAAUCGGGUUCAUGUUGUACCGAUGCAUGCAGAUUGGUUUUCACCAACGACAGUAAACAGGCUAGAGAGACAAGCCGUGCCACAUUUCUUCUCCGGGAAGUCCCCAGACCAUACUCCCGAAAAAUACAUGGAUUGUCGUAACCGUAUAGUUGCUAAAUACAUGGAAAAUCCCGCAAGAAGGUUGUCAGCUACUGACUGCCAUAGUUUCUUAUCUGGUGUGGAUGCUGAUGAUGUAACUCGAGUCGUACGGUUUCUCGAAAACUGGGGUGUUAUUAAUUACUGCGCUGCUCCACUAAAUCAUCACGAGCCGAGAAACGAGGACUCACGUCUCACAGAGGAUUCAAAAGGCGAACUACGUGUGCCGGCAACUGCUCUGCGAUCUAUCGAUAGCUUAAUCCAGUUUGAUAAACCGAGAUGUAGGUUAAAAGCAUCAGACAUAUAUCCAGAGUUGGCCGUUGAAAAUGAACAAAACUCCGAUUUGGAUAGCAGAAUUCGCGAGGCAUUAUCUGAAAAUAAGUGCAAUCAUUGUUCGCGAUCUCUUGGUAUAGUCUACUACCAGUCUGUCAAAGAGAUUGAGACGUUUUUAUGCUUGAGCUGUUUCAAUGAGGGGGCAUUUGUAGCGGGUCAUUCAAGUCUGGAUUUUAUUAAGGUUGAUUCCACCAAGGAUUAUGGAGAUCUUGAAGCUGACAGCUGGACCAAUCAGGAGACCUUAUUGUUACUAGAAGCCAUGGAAAUUUUCAAUGAGAAUUGGAGUGAGAUUGCCGAUCACGUUGGCACUAAAUCAAAAGCUCAAUGUAUCCAUCAUUUCGUACGCCUUUCGAUAGACGAGACUCCUUUGGAAAGUAUUGAGAUUCCAGAUGCUUCAAACUUGCCAAAUGGUAAUGGAUGUGGAAAACCAAAAUCAUAUGCAAAUGGGAAAGCGUCCGUUAUUGAAGACCUUGAAUCCGAAGACAGGUUGCCGUUUGAAAAAUCUGGAAAUCCUGUUAUGUCUCAGGUUGCCUUUUUGGCGUCUGCUGUGGGGCCAAGAGUGGCUGCAGCCUGUGCACACGCAUCUUUGGCAGCAUUAUCGGAGGAUGAUCGUCAAGGUGCUUCUGAAAAUGCAGGAGUGAUGGACGGAUCUGGGUCUGAAAAUAGGAUGAACUCAGAAAACAUGAAUGGUAGAGAUGCCAGAAACCCGACUCAACAAAAAGUUGAGAACUCUGGAGCCAAUAAUGCUACUCCUCUAUCUUCUGAAAAGAUGAAAAAAGCAGUAAGAGCAGGUCUUUCUGCAGCUGCAACUAAAGCAAAGCUGUUUGCAGAUCAUGAAGAACGAGAAAUCCAAAGGCUAUCAGCGAAUAUAAUCAAUCAGCAGUUGAAGAGGUUAGAGUUAAAGCUAAAACAAUUUGCUGAAGUGGAGAGCUUAUUAAUAAGAGAGUGUGAACAGCUAGAGAGAGGAAGACAACGAGUAUCAGCUGAGCGGGCCCUCAUCUUUUCCUCCCAGUUCGGACCCGCUGGUGUAUCGAGGCCCACAGGUGUCGGCCCUUCAAUGGUGAACAAUAACCCGGGACCAAGCAGGCAGCAAAUGUCGGGUUCAGGCUCAGGUUCACCUGCUCAGCCCUUCAUAUCUGGGUUCCCGGGCAGCCAACCAAUGCACCCACAGAUGUCUCAGCAGCCCAUGUUUGGGCUGGGUCCAAGGCUUCCGCUUUCGGCUAUAAACCCUUCAACAACUUCAUCAGCCUCACAUCCCAUGCUGAGGCCAGUGUCAGGAAGUAGAUCUGGUUUUGAAUAAUUUAAAAGAUUUUAUUAACACUAUCUUAAAAUUACCCGGAAAGGUGAAUGUGGAGCUGAUAGGGGGUUGUCGCCUGAUUAGGGUGCUCCUUAUGUUAUCCUGACUUAAUAUGCUGUUUUUGACGUUAGAAGAUUGUUGGUAUUAUGGUGUUGUACAGUGAUAUUGAUCAUGUAGCAAUUUAGCAUGUGCGUUGCAUUAUGAUAUGGACUUAGAUAUCAUUGUAUGUUUUCCUUAUUUAA
Helianthus annuus (common sunflower) is the source of this 2753-nucleotide messenger RNA. RefSeq names its product SWI/SNF complex subunit SWI3C. Gene Ontology annotation, molecular function: protein binding. NCBI's taxonomy places the organism in Eukaryota, Viridiplantae, Streptophyta, Magnoliopsida, Asterales, Asteraceae. Bases 190 to 2514 code for a protein of 774 amino acids. The record is from RefSeq and is a predicted model, not a curated record. The transcript is spliced from 9 exons.